Messenger RNA from Caenorhabditis briggsae, 4581 nucleotides. RefSeq names its product Protein CBR-TAT-2 (gene Cbr-tat-2). The transcript has 25 exons. The record is from RefSeq and is a predicted model, not a curated record. The coding region runs from base 1 to 4581 and encodes 1526 amino acids. Lineage: Eukaryota; Metazoa; Nematoda; Chromadorea; Rhabditida; Rhabditidae. Gene Ontology annotation, cellular component: plasma membrane. Gene Ontology annotation, biological process: Golgi organization; phospholipid translocation. Gene Ontology annotation, molecular function: ATPase-coupled intramembrane lipid carrier activity; magnesium ion binding; ATP binding.
AUGAGCCUUAAAGAAGGCGAUUUCUCGAAAAUCAAAGUUCGAGGAGCCAAAAAAGACAAAAAGAAGACUAAAAAUGCUAAAAUUCGGCCAGCUGGGGUGCCAAAGAAGAAGAAGAAGAAGACUAAAGAAUCCAAGUCAAGCACUCCGGAAUCUGGAACUUCCAAAUUUUCCAAAAAAUCAAAAUCUUCAAAGGCCUCCAAGGUCUCAAAGAUUUCCAAGACUUCCAAGUCCUCCAAAGUAUCCAAGAUUUCGAAGAAAUUCAAAAAAUCAACUCCUAAAAAAGAAAAGAUCAAGAAAGUGAAUGAUUUUGAUUUGAUUUUGGGACCAAAUGGUCCAAGAGUCAGAAGAGCACCUGUCGUACCAAUUUACAACGACCCGAAACAGGGCUUCGAUAACGAUAAGAAGAACGAAAAACCAACUAAAAAACCAUCUGAAAGUGGGCGUGGCAUGUUCAGUUGGUUUCCAUGUUGUGCGAGCACAUCGAAGGAAAAAAAUGCGCCGACGGAAAGGAGGUUACGAGCCAACGAUAGGGAAUAUAAUGCUCAAUUUAAGUAUGCGGAUAACCUAAUCAAAACGUCCAAAUACAACAUAAUCACAUUUGUGCCGCAGAAUCUGUUUGAGCAAUUUCAGCGGAUAGCCAACUUUUAUUUUUUAGUUCUGAUGAUAUUACAGUUUAUCCCUCAAAUCUCAUCAAUUUCAUGGUAUUCAACGGCAGUUCCACUGGUGAUAGUGCUAGCCUUCUCAGCGAUAAAAGAUGGGUAUGAUGAUGUGCAACGCCACGUGUCUGAUCGAAAUGUAAACGGUCGAAAAUCGUAUGUAGUAAGGAACGGAAGUCUGUGUGAAGAGGAUUGGAGUAAUGUGAAAGUGGGUGAUGUGAUACGAAUGAUGAGCAAUCAGUUUGUGGCGGCGGAUCUCCUACUGCUAUCCACAUCUGAACCAUAUGGAGUAUGUUUUAUUGAAACAAUGGAAUUGGAUGGAGAAACGAAUUUAAAAAAUCGAGGAGCCAUGUCAUGUACCCAAGUGAUGGGCGAUGAUUUGGAUGGAAUCACUAGGUUUGAUGGAGAAAUCGUGUGCGAACCCCCCAACAACAAAUUGGAUAAGUUUCAAGGAAAGCUAAUGUGGAAUAAUCAGGAAUACGGUAUCAGCAAUGAUAACAUCUUGUUGAGAGGAUGCAUUUUGAAGAAUACCAGAUGGUGCUACGGAGUGGUGGUAUUUGCUGGAAAAGACACAAAAUUGAUGAUGAACAGUGGAAAAACGAAAUUCAAGAGAACUUCCCUAGAUCGAUUCUUGAACAUUCUCAUCGUCGGAAUCGUGCUCUUUUUGAUCGCCAUGUGUCUAAUUUGUACGAUUUUGUGUGCUGUAUGGGAGUAUCAAACUGGAAGAUAUUUCACGAUUUAUUUGCCAUGGGAUGAUAUUGUACCAAGUCCGGAGCAGAGAGGCCUUUAUAAUUCCCAACUUCCAGGUGGCCGUCAAAUUGCUCUAAUUGCCUUCCUACAAUUCUUCUCCUACAUCAUUUUGCUGAAUACAGUAGUCCCGAUUUCUCUCUACGUUUCCGUCGAAAUCAUUCGAUUUAUCCAUUCGUUAUGGAUCAAUUACGACACCAAAAUGUACUAUGAAAAUGGAGAGAAAAGUGUUCCAGCCAAGGCGCAUACGACAACUUUGAAUGAGGAAUUGGGUCAAGUACAGUAUGUUUUCAGUGAUAAGACUGGAACAUUGACAAGAAAUAUUAUGACUUUUAAUAAGUGUACCAUCAAUGGAAUAUCGUAUGGAGAUGUGUAUGACAACAAAGGAGAGGUUAUAGAACCAACCGAUAAAACACCAUCUCUCAACUUCUCAUGGAACUCAUCCUCCGAACCAACCUUCAAAUUCUACGACAAGAAUCUUCUAGACGCCACAAAACGCCAAGUACCAGAAAUCGAUCAAUUCUGGAGAUUAUUGGCGCUGUGUCAUACUGUAAUGCCAGAACGAGAUAAAGGGCAACUAGUGUAUCAGGCACAGUCACCCGAUGAACAUGCUCUCACAUCGGCCGCCCGGAAUUUCGGUUAUGUAUUCCGAGCAAGAACACCGCAGAGUAUUACGAUUGAGGUGAUGGGAAAUGAGGAGACACAUGAUUUGUUGUCAAUUUUGGAUUUUAAUAAUGAGAGGAAACGGAUGUCGGUCAUUGUGAGAGGAUCAGAUGGGAAGAUUAGGCUGUAUUGCAAAGGAGCGGAUAUGAUGAUUAUGCAAAGGAUACAUCCUUCAACAUCUCAAAUCAUGCGAACCUCAACCAACACUCAUCUCGCCGAUUUCGCCAAUAUCGGUCUCCGAACACUAUGCCUUGCCUACAAAGACAUUGAUCCAGGAUACUUUUCCGAUUGGGAGCAACGUGUCAAAACAGCUUCCGCACAAAUGCAGAAUCGAGAAUCCGCGGUGGAUGCGUUGUAUGAGGAAAUCGAGAAGGAUUUGGUAUUAAUUGGAGCCACUGCAAUUGAGGAUAAACUACAGGAUGGGGUACCAGAAGCGAUUGCAAGGCUAUCCGAAGCGAAUAUUAAGAUUUGGGUGUUGACUGGAGAUAAGACGGAAACCGCCAUCAACAUUGCCUACUCAUGUCGAUUGCUAACUGACGAAACCAAGGAAAUUGUAGUCGUUGACGGACAAACAGAAUCUGAAGUUGAAGUGCAGCUGAAGGACACCAGAAACACUUUUGAGCAGAUUUUGGCGUUGAAACCCCGACCCCCAGAAUUCCGACGUUCCGAAGAAGUGGAUAUCUAUAUAAACGAGAUUAUUCGUUUGCUAGAUUCCAUGGACAAAUCGACAAGGCCAUCACCCGGAGGACCUGGAUCAAAGCCAAGAAUUGAAAUCGAGACGAUUCAUGAGGAUUCGGAUAUUGUGUCAUCUGCAAGGAGUAUGGAUAGAAACAUUGUCACUCCCGACUUAAAAUCUGCGGAAUUGGCUGAAAACGAAACUGGAGGCGUGGCUUUGGUCAUCAAUGGAGAUUCAUUGGCGUUCGCAUUGGGACCAAGACUCGAAAGGACGUUUUUGGAAGUGGCUUGUAUGUGUAAUGUGAGUUUUUGUGCAGUCAUCUGUUGUCGUGUGACACCGCUUCAAAAAGCGCAAGUAGUCGAUUUGGUGAAACGGAACAAAAAAGCAGUGACUCUAUCAAUUGGAGAUGGUGCCAAUGAUGUUAGUAUGAUCAAGACAGCACAUAUUGGAGUUGGAAUUUCUGGUAAGAAGGAUUUUGAAGGAGAUUUUCGGUUUCAUAAGAUAUUGACCAUUGUUAUCAGACAAGAAGGAAUGCAGGCAGUACUGGCAUCCGACUACUCUGUCGGCCAAUUCAAAUACCUCGAACGUCUUCUACUGGUCCACGGCAGAUGGUCGUACAUCAGAAUGGCCAAGUUCCUUCGCUACUUUUUCUACAAGAACUUUGCAUUUACACUCACCAAUUUCUGGUAUUCAUUCUUCUGCGGAUACUCGGCUCAAACAGUUUUCGAUGCUGUUCUCAUUGCCUGUUACAACCUGUUCUUCACGGCUCUUCCAGUUUUAGCAAUGGGAAGUUUGGAUCAGGAUGUGGAUGAUCAUUACUCGUUGAGAUACCCAAAAUUGUAUCUUCCCGGACAGUUCAACUUGUUUUUCAAUAUGAGGAUUUUCAUCUAUUCUGUACUUCAUGGAAUGUUUAGCUCGCUUGUAAUAUUUUUCAUUCCUUAUGGGGCAUUUUACAACGCUGCUGCUUCUUCUGGAAAGGAUUUGGAUGAUUAUUCGGCAUUGGCAUUUACAACUUUCACGGCAUUGAUCGUUGUGGUUACUGGACAGAUAGCCUUCGACACCAGCUACUGGACAGCAAUCUCACAUUUCACAAUUUGGGGAUCUCUAGUUCUCUACUUUUUAGUGUGUUUCUUGUUAUACGAAUGGUUACCAGUGUCUUGGAUUGUCAAAACAUCAUCAUCUAUUUCCUAUGGUGUCGCAUUUCGAACAAUGGUCACUCCUCACUUCUGGUUCUCGAUUCUUAUGGUUUCUGUUGUAUUGUUGCUUCCGGUUAUGUUAAAUCGAUUCUUCUGGUUUGAUACACAUCCGUCGUUUGCUGAUCGACUGAGAAUUCGAAGGAAAAUGGGCAAGAAACCAUCGAGCAAAGAUGAUAAGAAAACCACAUUCAAACGAACAGCAGCCACUCGUCGAAGUGUUCGCGGAUCCCUCCGAUCCGGCUACGCGUUCUCACAUUCGCAAGGAUUCGGAGAGCUCAUUCUCAAAGGAAAACUGUUCAAAAAUGUGGAUAAUCUACGUGGCAAAGGGUCGAAUUCAAAGAUUCAUCCGACUUCAGACGACUAUCAGCCGAUUUUGAUGUCUAGUGUUCCAGAGAAGAUUCUAAAAUUCCAAUUCUUCCAGGGAUCCACGUCAUCCAGCUCCACACCUCCGAUGUCACUUCCAAUUGAUGGUAGCCGCCCCCAGAACGUUGUUCCUCAUACACUAGAUGUAAAUACUGAAGACUGGUCUCACGGAUAUCGUCCCGCCUACGCAAAAGAACCAUCACCACUGCAAGGUACCGUAAUCCAUGGAAAUGGGAAAAAAGGGCGGAGCCUAGGGAUCUCGAGAGAAACUCAGGUAUAG